This is a messenger RNA of Rotaria sp. Silwood2, 753 nucleotides long. The record is from the annotation of a GenBank genome assembly. NCBI's taxonomy places the organism in Eukaryota, Metazoa, Rotifera, Eurotatoria, Philodinida, Philodinidae.
AUGAUUGAUGAUUUCGAAACAAAUUAUCGACCACAAAAAGCACUUUGGUGUUUAACAGGCGAAUGUUUUAUUUGGCGUGUAUUACAACGUGUACAACCACCAUUACGAAGUAGUGAAGUGUAUUAUAACCCACUGUCAUAUAUGGGUAAACUAUUUAUGAAAAUGGGUGAAUAUGCAUAUGUUAAACAGUUCUUUCUCGGAAUGUUACAAGAUGCUUCAUGUAGUAAUCAACCACAUCGUCUUGUACGUGUGAAUAAUGAUCUUGGAGCUAAUUAUAUGAUUAAAGGCGAUUAUGCUAAAGCAUUAGAACAAUAUCAACAGACAUUUGACGUUAGCUUAAGUAAUACUACUCUUCGUCGUCUUCUCAACAAUCAAAUUACAGAUCUCAUUGUCGAGAUUAAAGAUGAAAGAACAGCAGAGUUAUCUGAUGAAAACAAAUCAAGUGCAUUUCCAUUAAUAUUAUCUUUGUGUAAACGAUUACGUGAUUUGACCUUUUGUGAACAGUUAUCUAAUCAAGGUUUGCCCAUUUCAAUUUUUAAGCUCCCAUCAACAAGUUGUAUGUCUUCAACUCUUACUAAAUUGAAAAUUGAUGUUAAUACUUUUGAUGAUUGUCUGUAUCUUCUUGAUGGACGUUUCGAAUAUUUAUCCACAUUGAUCGUCGAUAUAGUUAAAAUUUCUAUUUCACGAUCGAAAAUAGAUAAUACAGUAAGUAUAGUUGGUCGCUGUAUAUCAGGAAAACAUAGGCAAUCUUAA